Penicillium antarcticum is the source of this 2802-nucleotide messenger RNA. RefSeq lists its product as uncharacterized. The transcript is spliced from 5 exons. Gene Ontology annotation, biological process: carbohydrate metabolic process; glycoprotein catabolic process. The coding region runs from base 1 to 2802 and encodes 933 amino acids. The record is from RefSeq and is a predicted model, not a curated record. Gene Ontology annotation, molecular function: beta-mannosidase activity. NCBI's taxonomy places the organism in Eukaryota, Fungi, Ascomycota, Eurotiomycetes, Eurotiales, Aspergillaceae.
AUGCAUCUCUGGAAGCAGCUCGUGCUGGCUGCGCUUCCGUGUCUCCCAACUGCUUUGGGACAAAGUGUUCUGGACCUGAGCGGUGAUGGGUGGACGGUUAGUAGCAAGGCGCUGAAUAUCAGUGUCCCCGGUCGUGUUCCUUCGCAGGCGCAUCUAGAUCUGUUUGCUGCUGGUGCUAUUGAUGAUCCUUACCACGGUCUGAAUGAUUUUGACUUGCGUUGGGUUGGAAACAAUAACUGGACAUACACGAGCAAACCAAUUCAAGGCUUGUCAAAUAAGUCCAAGUCGUCUUGGCUUGUGUUUAAUGGACUGGACACUUUCACAACCAUCGAAUUCUGCGGACAGUUCAUUGGAACCACUGACAACCAGUUCCGCCCAUACACUUUCGACAUCUCUGAUGCAUUGAGCAGGUGCAAAGGCUCGCCAACUGUAUCACUGAACUUUGGAAGUGCCAUCAAGAUUGCCAACGAUAUUGCUGCCCAACCCGAUGCUCCAGAAUGGCCUGCCGGAGUCCAAGGAACAUUUGAAUUCCCCAACCGCUGGUUCAUCCGCAAAGAGCAAUCCGACUUUGGUUGGGAUUGGGGUCCAGCCUUCUCGCCAGUUGGACCAUGGCAAAAUGUGUACCUCGUACAGUUCGAGCGCGACGAGGGCGCGUAUGUCCUCAACACCGAUCUUGACAUCUACCGAAAGAACCAGGUCAAUCAUAUUGCCCCGGAUCAGAGUCAGCCAUGGGUUGUGAAUGCAAGUAUCGACUAUCUUGGCUCUCUCCCCAGCAAACCGUCCAUGGCCAUUGAAAUCAAAGAACUCGAGUCGGGCAAAGUUCUGAAGUCUGGAUCACUUGACAACAUUUUCAUGACCGAGCAAACUAUCACGGGUACCACCGUGGUCGACGCAGACGCAGCCAACCUCUGGUGGCCCGCAGGUCUGGGCAAGCAGAACCUGUACAAUAUCACAGUUACAAUUCAGGAUAAGAACCAAGACUUGGUGAGUGUCACUAAGCGCACUGGCUUCCGCACCAUCUUCCUCAACCGAUCGAACAUCACCGAAGAGCAGUUAGCUCAGGGUAUUGCCCCAGGCGCCAAUUGGCAUUUCGAGGCCAACGGCCGUGAAUUCUACGCCAAAGGAUCCAAUCUGAUUCCGCCAGACGCUUUCUGGCCCCGAGUCACAGAGGCCAAGAUGCAGCGACUAUUUGAUGCCGUUGUCGCCGGAAAUCAGAAUAUGCUCCGGGUCUGGUCUUCUGGUGCUUACCUCCCAGACUUCAUGUACGAUCUAGCUGAUGAGCGUGGCGUCCUGCUGUGGAGUGAAUUCCAAUUCAGCGAUGCUUUGUACCCGACAGAUCAACCGUUCUUGGACAACGUUGCAGCUGAAGUUGUCUACAAUGUUCGACGCGUCAACCAUCAUCCCUCGCUUGCACUAUGGGCUGGUGGAAACGAGAUCGAAAGCUUGGAAUUACCAGAGGCAGAGGAAAAGGCACCAGAGCGAUACGCAUACUACGUAGGCGACUACGAGCACCUUUUUAUUACCUUGAUCCUUCCCCUGGUCUACGAGAACUCGCGCUCAAUCUCGUACAUGCCCAGUAGCACAAACAACGGGUUCCUAGAGGUCGACCUCUCCGCCAAAAUCCCCAUGGUCGAGCGCUACGACAACGGCACAGACGCAGCAGGAUAUUACUACGGAGACACAGACUACUACAACUACGACAGCAGCGUAGCCUUCGACGUCGAAGGCUACCCAGUCGGACGAUUUGCCAAUGAAUUUGGCUACCACAGCAUGCCAAGUCUACAAACCUGGCAGCAAGCCGUCGACGACGAAGACCUCCAUUUCAACAGCAGCACCAUCAUGCUCCGGAACCACCACUAUCCCGCCAAUGGACCUGAUACCCAUAACUACAAGAAUACAUCCAUGGGAAUGGGCGAAAUGACACUGGCUGUGCAGCGAUACUACCCAACACCCAACAAACACGACGCCGUCGCGAACUUCAGUGCUUGGUGUCAUGCGACACAGCAUUUCCAGGCCGACAUGUACAAAUCCGAGAUCCAAUUCUACCGGCGUGGCAGUGGAAUGCCUGAGCGGCAGCUUGGUUCUUUGUAUUGGCAGCUAGAGGAUAUCUGGCAAGCGCCGACGUGGGCUGGGAUUGAGUAUGAUGGGCGCUGGAAGGUGCUUCACUAUGUUGCGCGUGAUGUCUUCAAGCCAGUUAUCGUUUCUCCGUUCUGGAAUUCUUCGACUGGGGAUUUGGAUGUCUAUGUUACUUCUGAUCUCUGGGAGGACGUUCGUGGAACGGUGAAUCUUACUUGGGUUGAUUUGGCUGGGCGGCCGAUAUCUGGGAACGCCGGGACGCCGAAGAGCAAGGAGUUCUCUGUUGGUGCGCUGAAUACUACGAACAUCUAUUGGACUAAUGUAUCGAAGCUGUCUUUGCCAAAUGUGCAGGAUGCUGUUUUGGUUAUUGACCUCCUUGCUCGGAGUCAUCUUCCUAAUUCUGAGAGUGAGGCUUUGACUACGUUUACCCACCGGAAUCAGAUUACACCUGUCUAUCCUAAGGAUCUCCAGCUCAAAGAUCCAAAGCUCAGUCUAUUGCAUGAUGCCAAGUCCGGUGUGUUCACCGUUGAGGCGAAGAGUGCAGUCUCGCUGUACACUUGGAUUGAUUACCCCGCUGGUGUGGUGGGAUACUUUGAAGACAACUCAUUUACCCUGAUUCCUGGCGAGAAGAAGACUUUCAAGUUUGUUGUGCAGAAGGAUGAGACUGGUGGGAAGUGGGUGGAUGGUGUUACUGUGCGGAGCAUGUGGGAUCAAACCACGUCCUGA